Molecule: messenger RNA, 2485 nt
Organism: Diaporthe batatas
Lineage: Eukaryota; Fungi; Ascomycota; Sordariomycetes; Diaporthales; Diaporthaceae
Exons: 3
Coding region: 714-2342 (542 amino acids)
Biological process (GO): amino acid transmembrane transport
Cellular component (GO): membrane
Molecular function (GO): amino acid transmembrane transporter activity
Source: RefSeq, a predicted model, not a curated record
GGCGUGGGCAGGGGUCUGGCUCCUUGGGCCGUCCACUUAAGCUUCAUGCCUAGAUUGUCAAUUAUUAGCUUGUUAUGGCUUGUUAUACCGUCCCGUGGGUUCGGAGUCCAGACCCUCAGACCCUCCCUCCCUCUCUGCCCUGCUGUUUCCAUCCAGCCGUGUCAUUCCCACCCAGUCGGGUAGCCUGGGCAACUGGGAUCCUCUACACUGUGUUUGUCAGUGUGCUGGCCGCCUUUCGUCGUCCUUGGGGAGGCUUCUCGAGGUGCCACCAGCAUGCCUUGCCCAUCAUCAUGCUACGAGAUGCCAUUCGUGAGAUGCCAUUUGUGCGUCUUGUCCUCUGGGACGCUGGGGGCUGUAGACAUCCAAGCCUCGCUCAUGAGCACAACCUCCCAAGUACUAUCUAUGUAAAUACACCCUUGUCCAGUCAGCCGCACCUCUGGUGUUGGCUCAAUCUCCCUGUUCUCCCUCCUCCGCCGUUGUUAGCGCGCCAUCGAGGCCUGUUUGGAUUCGGGCCCCUGUCUCAAUACUGCUCCCGCCUGGCUGCCCCCGGUCCUGGACAGUCCCUCCGUCUGUCUCUCAUUCUCGUGCCCAAUCUUAUAAGUACAGCUCGCCCCUCCGUCUUGGUACCCGCCCGCCCAUGCCCUGGUCAAUACCCUUCAUCCCACCAGUCGGUUUGAUUGUCCAGAGGAAGAGUGGCCCAACAGCCUGACAACAUGGCCCACGAAAAAAGCCACACCGACAAGGAGGUCAUCGAGCCUCACAAUGGCUACGGCUCGGAAACCGUCGACGAGGAGGUUGGAGUCGUCAACAAGUCGGGCAAAUUGAACCGUGAUCUGAAGUCGAGACACAUGCAGAUGAUUGCCAUUGGUGGUGCCAUUGGUGCUGGUCUCUUCGUCGGCUCCGGAAGUGCCCUUCACACGGGCGGGCCUGCGUCGCUCGUCAUCUGCUACUCCAUCAUCGGUGUGAUGCUCCUGUUCACCUGCCAGGCCCUUGCUGAGUUGGCUGUCCUCUACCCGGUCAACGGCGCCUUCUACACCUACGUCGUCCGCUUUAUCGAUCCAUCCUGGGGCUUUGCCAUAGGCUGGGACUACGCCCUCUCGUGGCUGACCGUCCUGCCUUUUGAGCUUGUUGCCGCCUCCAUCACCAUCAGCUUUUGGCGUGAUGAUCUCAACAUGGGCAUCUGGGUUGCUGUCUUCCUCGUCAUUCUCGCCUCCAUUCAGAUCUUCGGCGUCCGGGGUUACGGCGAGGUCGAGUUUGUUCUCAGCAUGAUCAAGAUUGCUGCUUGCACGGGUUUCAUCAUUCUUGGAAUCAUCAUCAACUGCGGCGGCGUCGGGGACCGGGGCUACCUCGGGGCCAAGUACUGGCACGACCCUGGUGCGUUCCAGAACGGGUUUAAUGGAUUCUGCUCCGUGUUCGUCGUCGCAGCCUUCGCAUUCGGUGGCACGGAGCUGGUCGGUCUCGCGGCUGCCGAGUCUGCCAACCCCAGGAAGGCCAUCCCCCUUGCUGCGAAGCAGGUCUUCUGGCGUAUCUUCUUCUUCUACGUCGUGAAUCUGUUCAUCGUGGGCUUGAUCAUCCCCUCCGACGACGAGCGUCUCCUGGGCUCCUCCGGCGCCAACACCAAGGCCUCCCCUUUCGUGCUCGCGAUCGAGGAUGCUGGUAUCAAGGUUCUCCCAUCCAUCUUCAACGCUGUCAUCACCCUCGCCGUCAUCUCGGUCGCAAACUCCUGCACAUUCGGCUCCACUCGGACAAUGCAGGCCAUGGCUGAGCGAGGCAUGGCUCCAAAGUUCCUUGCACAUGUUGACAAGCACGGGCGCCCCAUCUGGUGUAUUGCUGUGCAGCUCGCAUUCGGCCUGCUGGCGUUCAUUGGCGAGGCGUCGUCGCAGAGCACCAUCUUCACCUGGCUUCUGUCUCUCUCUGGCCUUUCCUACUUUUUUGUGUGGGGUACCAUUUGUGCGACACACAUCCGUUUCCGCAAGGCAUGGAAGCAGCAUGGUCACAGCCUGGACCUCAUCCCGUACAAGCCAACUUUGGGUGUCUGGGGAAGCUGGAUCGGCUUAUUCCUCUGCGGUUUGUGCUUGAUCGCCACUUUCUACAGCUCACUCUACCCGUCCCCUGAUGCUACCCCCGACGCAGAAUACUUCUUCCAACAGUACCUGGCUGCCGUGAUUGUUCUGGCGCUGUACCUCUUCUGGAAAGUCUAUUCGAGGGACUGGCGGUUCUUGGUGCCCAUCCACGAGAUGGAUCUGAUGGCUGGCGCUCGUUUGCAGAGCGUCACGGACAAUGAGGACGACGAGCUCAAAAAGCAACCCUGGGUCAAGCGAAUUGUUCGUGGACUUUUCUAGACAGUCACUGCAUUUCUCAACGCCAGGAAACCAGUUUCCUAGAACAUGCCUUAGAUCCGAAACCCUCCGGGCGGUUGAAUGCAUCUUGCAUACCUGGAAGUUGUUUAGGCCACACCAUUAAUUGAUACCAUGUUGAGAUUCCA